Biomphalaria glabrata is the source of this 4370-nucleotide messenger RNA. RefSeq lists its product as uncharacterized. Lineage: Eukaryota; Metazoa; Mollusca; Gastropoda; Planorbidae. The transcript has 21 exons. Bases 289 to 3471 code for a protein of 1060 amino acids. The record is from RefSeq and is a predicted model, not a curated record. Gene Ontology annotation, molecular function: DNA-directed DNA polymerase activity; DNA binding. Gene Ontology annotation, biological process: DNA-templated DNA replication; double-strand break repair.
UAGGCGCGCUUAUUUAAGUGUCUUAUAAUCAAUUUUGGCCUUAAAACAUUUUUCGUACCUGUACAGUGUACUAGAUAAAUCUAGAUCUAGGCCUACUCACCUACUAGAUCUAGGUUAUGGUUGACGAAGCCAAGAUCUAGAUCUAGAUCUACUUUUAAAAAAUAUAUAUUCGACUAUUGACGUAGACUUUUUACUUUCUUCUGUACCGGUAUAAGAAAAUUUCGAUUUGUAGAUCUUAAUCCUAGGAAUAUAGAUCUAGACUUGGAUCUAAAUCUAGGAACAAAGAUAAUGAAUAAAUUUACUAUAACACCAGCUCUCAAUCCACCCAUCUUGAAUGCAUACAGCUUACUGUCACCAGAGGCUCAAAAAACUCUAGCAUCAAUUGAAAUAAAGUAUUCAAAUUUAAUGAGAAAUAGUAAUAGUCAAAUAAUAAAUACUCAUGAUUAUUACAAAUCAAUUUAUAAUGCAACAUUUAAAAAGGAUGCAGAGGAAAUGAAAUAUCAAGAUUUCAGCGGUCUAGUGACAUGUAUCAGAGAAACAAGUGCUAAUGACUUUUCUCAAAAUAGGCUUUGGGAAUCAUCUUCUUAUCAGUUACAAGGAAGUAAUAGAUUCAAAACAUGUAACAAAACACAAGUUCCUACUUCAAGCAAGGCAUGCUGGUUUGAAAAUCUGAGCAAAUCUCCUGAUAUGCCAAUCUAUGAAGAAGUUAAUGACAAUGGAACUUCUCCUCAUCAUGAAAAAAUUACUCAUCAUCAGACAGCUUAUCAUAGAACACAUUCACAUUUAGAGUUCCAAAUAGAAAAGCCUCAAUGUCAUGAUUCAGAGGUCUCAGACAUGGUACCAAGUGAAAAGAAAUUGUUUCAUAUGGAGCUAGAAGAUUCUCCAGUUUUAUUUGCAUCACUUACUGAAGAUUCUGAAAAGGUCUUGGAACCUCCUAAAACAGUUGAGCUGGAUGAAUCCCCAUGUGGUAGUAAGGUAUCUACUAAUGAUAACAGUAAUCAAGAAAAAAUAGUGGAAGCAGUAGACUUUGACCUUCAUUGGUCAGAUUUUGAAAUGUCACAAAAAUCACAGACUGCUCCUAUUUCUUGGUCUGAGAAAAAAGAAUUGAAUAACAUCAUAGAGGACCCUUUGGCAGGAAUAAAUGUAUUGGACCUAUCCAGCUCUAGUCAAAACAAUCAAAUCAUUGUUGAUAGUGAAUCUCCCUUAACAAUAACUGGUUCAGCAACUGAACAGCCUACGGCAAAUAUUCAAAAUAAUAAACUAGCUGCUAAAUGUCAAGGCACUAAUAAUGAGCGUCUACAAGUAUCUAAGAGAAAACUUGAUGACAUUGCAACAGAGUUAUCAGAAAACAGAAUAUCUUUAGAGAAUAGUAAAAAAUCUAAGAAAGACUUGACUGUAAAAGAAAUAGGAAGACUGCCUAUAUCAGACAAAGAUUCUACUACAAGAGAUAUAGAAUGCAUAAAAGACAAAGCUGUUAAACGAAGGAAAAAUGAAUUCAAACCUCCUGUUCAAGUCACUAAUAAGAUUUCAUUAAAGGAGCUGACAGUAUCCCAGCCUGAAGUGAUAACUUUUUCAACUUUACAAUCUCAUGACCAAGAAGUGUUAUUAAAUAAACUACAAACAUUCAAAUCUUUAUCACUGACAUACAUAUUCAGAGAGAAUCAGGCACUGAUAAAUACAUUUAACUCAAGUGAUUAUCAUUAUUUUGAGGCUGAUUUUAGUCAGAGUGGGAGAAAUCGUUUGGCUUUGUUACCCAACUCUCAGCCCUUGUCUCUAUGCUAUGUCAUAGAUUGCAAUACAGACAACAAAAAUAUAAUCAAAAAAAUGUUGCUUGCCAUUAUGGGCUCAACAAAAAUCCUGAAAAUCAUUAGCAAUUUAAAGGAAUUUCUUAUAGCUUUACAGAGUUACCUUGAAAUAGAUGAUCCACAAGGCAUUAUUUGUAAGAAUUGUGAAGAUCCUGUCAUUGCUGCCUGGAUGUUAAAUCCUGAAAUCUCCCCAUCAAACAUUUCACAAGUUUAUCAGCCUGCAGGAAUCAAAUUUAAAGAAGGAGACUGGCUUCAGUGUUUGUGUGACAGCAGCCAUCUAAUGCAAACAUUGAGAGAAAAACUAAAUCAGCAAAAACUGUGGAGUGUGUUCUGUUCAAUAGAGAUGAGUCUAACCCCACUACUGGCUCGGAUGGAGAUGUCCUCUUUACAAAUAGACUUGGAUGUUUUGUUUAAAUAUUCAGAUAUCCUGAAAUGCAAAUUAAUCAAAUUAGAAAAGUGCAUUUAUCAAGCAGCAGGCCACAAGUUUUGUUUAAACAGUCAUGUCCAGUUACGUCAGGUUCUUUUUGAAGAGUUAAAGUUGGACCAGAAGCUGCCUGCUACAACAAAGUUAAGUGUAACUAAUGCAUUUCAACUGAGGUCAACCAGUGAAGCAACACUUAAUAUUCUAUCAGCUUUUCACCCUCUACCAUCUAUGAUUCUUGAAUAUCGACAGCUCCAGAAACUCAAAUCUACCUAUAUCGAUGGUAUCAAAGCCUGUGUUGUUGGCAAGACUUUACGAAGCCACUGGAGCCAGACCGCUGCAGCCACUGGUAGAAUUACAUCUUCACGUCCAAACCUCCAGGCUGUACCCAAAGGAGCAAUAACUGUUUCAAAAUAUCAGGAAACUUUUAUAUGUGGCUCCAAUAAAGAGUCCAAUGCAGAACUUCUAGCAAGAGAACCUUAUAUAUGUAAUGCAGGACAUGUUCUGUUAGCUGCUGAUUUCCAACAAAUUGAAUUGAGAAUACUGGCUCAUCUCUCUGAAGACAGUGGAUUGUUGUCUAAAUUUUGGCACACCCAAGCCCAGGACAUUUUCAUUUCUUUGACAUCUGAAUGGUGUGAAAAGCCAAUAGAGGAAGUCACUUCAGAAGAGAGGGAGAGGACAAAGAGAGUUGUUUAUUCCAUUAUCUAUGGAGCAGGCAAAGAAAGAUUGUCAGAAUACCUGAAAGUAUCUCCUGAUGUUGCUAAAGAAAUAAUGAAUGACUUUUUAUCCAGAUUUCCAUCCAUGGAGGUGUUUAUCAAGAAAUGUUGGUCUUACGCCAGAGAUCAUGGUUACACUGAGACUAUCUGUGGCAGAAGGCGUUACUUUCCUCAUAUCAACAGCUCUUCAGCAAACUUGAGAUCUCAAGCUCAGAGACAAGCUGUCAACUUCUGUGUUCAAGGUUCAGCAGCAGAUAUUUGUAAGCUGGCUAUGAUAAAAGUUGAUGAAAGAUUAAAACAGACUCAAAAUAUGAGUUGCAGGCUUCUGAUACAAAUACAUGAUGAACUUGUUUGGGAAGUUCCAGACCAUCAACUGUAUCAUGUAAAAGACGUAAUUCAACAAGUGAUAGAAGACACCAAGACACUGUGUGGUAGUUUCUGUACUCUCCAAGUGCCACUUCCUGUUGUGUUUUCCUCUGGGAAAUCUUGGGCACAUUUACAAAUGAUCAACUCACAGCAGAAUAACUGAGUCAGUCAAACUUCAUUCGUAUGUUUUUGCUCUGUGAUGAACAAUUGUAAGUUUGACAGUUUGUUUUAUCUUAUUACUUUUAUCUUUAUUUUCUGUGUAUUGUAGUUUGAACUAUACCAAAAAUAAUGCAGACUAUCAAGUUAAAUGUAAAUAAUGAUGGAAUAUAAAUGUAAAUAAUGAUGGAAUAUUUCUGUCAUGAAAUAAAAAAAAGUAGAAUUGUAUAGAAAAGCUACUAUACAUGAAAACAUGUUUUUUUGUGUAUAAAUGUUAAAGGGUAUAAUAUUCUUUGCCUAUAAACUCAAAACCCCUGUGUUUGGAAGCCAAGUUGUUUAAAUGCACCGCCUUUGUAAAUUUGACUUCUAAAAUACUCGGUACCUAAAUACUCCACUGUCACAUUUGAGAAAAAAGAAAAGAUGUGUCUAUAAUGUAUAAAUCUAACUAGCUGGUAAUGACCAGCAGCCCGCAGGGCUUAGUUUGGGUAUAACUGAUCUAGUGGAUCUAGAUCUAUGUCAAACAUUUUUUUUUUAUUUUGCCAUGAAAGUAUAGUGAAAAUUUUUUUUUUUAUGUAUGUGAAGUCAGAGGCCACCUGUUUUGAAGAGGUGGUUGAUAGCCAAUGACAGACAAAUGAAAUGAUUUAUUUCGACUCAAAAAAAUGUAUUAUCAGUAGUUCAUAAUGAUUUAUGUUAACUCUAUAAGUAGUUUUGGUAUGUGGGUUUGUUUGGUUCAACUUUGGUCUAUUGUUGUUGAUGUUGAAGAAUAGUACAAUGUGAUACUUUUUAUUAAUCUGUCAGAAUUAAAACCCUAUUUCUUUACAAUUGUUUUUUAUUUCAAUUAUUUGUUAAUUAAUGCUUGUUUGUAUUGUUAAUAUGCAUCAAGUUCAAUAAAAGAGACAAAUCAUU